Abrus precatorius (Indian licorice) is the source of this 1644-nucleotide messenger RNA. Its product is annotated as protein trichome birefringence-like 3. Gene Ontology annotation, cellular component: Golgi apparatus. NCBI's taxonomy places the organism in Eukaryota, Viridiplantae, Streptophyta, Magnoliopsida, Fabales, Fabaceae. Gene Ontology annotation, molecular function: O-acetyltransferase activity. The coding region runs from base 68 to 1372 and encodes 434 amino acids. The transcript has 6 exons. The record is from RefSeq and is a predicted model, not a curated record.
UGUUGCACUGUGCACUUGUUCAUUAUCUCUUUCUUCCCACCAUUGAGCUUCUCUCAUCUCCUUCCUCAUGAUCCCUUCAGGAAUAAUGAAGCCGCCCAGAGGAAAGCUGCCUCUACCCAUCAUUAUCAUCACAACAUGUGUUCUUGUCUUUGUAGCUAUCUUGUAUGCAGAGAGACUCAGCUUCCUUUCUUCCAAGUCUAUUUUCAAGUUCAAAACAUGUCCUAGAAAAAACACCAAUACCAACACCAAACCAAAGUCUAUCCCAGCAGGUGAUAAGAAGGUUGAUGAGGAGGUUGUAAAUGCAUCAUGGAUUGAUGACAGGUUUGAUUUUGACCCUGAAGAGUGCAAUGUUGCAAAUGGUAAAUGGGUGUUUAACCAUUCAAUAAAGCCGCUCUACUCUGACAUAAGCUGUCCAUAUAUAGAUAGACAAUUUUCUUGUGUCAAGAAUGGGAGAACAGAUUCUGACUACCGCCAUUGGGAGUGGCAGCCAGAAGAUUGUACCUUGCCACGUUUCAAUCCAGAACUGGCCCUCAAAAAGCUUCAAGGGAAAAGGUUGCUCUUUGUAGGGGAUUCGCUGCAAAGAAACCAGUGGGAAUCUUUUGUCUGCUUGGUAGAAUGGGUCAUACCACAAGAGCAGAAAUCUAUGCAACUUGGGAGAGUUCAUUCUGUCUUCAAAGCCAAGGAAUACAAUGCUACAGUAGAAUUCUAUUGGGCCCCAUAUCUUGUGGAGUCCAACACUGACAUCAAUAUCAUAGGAGAUACAAAGAAAAGGAUAAUAAAAGUGGAUGCUAUUGCUGAGAGAGCCAAAAACUGGACAGGAGUGGAUAUCCUUGUUUUCAACACCUAUGUAUGGUGGAUGAGUGGUGUAAGGAUUAAAGCACUAUGGGGUUCGUUUCGCAAUGGUGAAGAAGGGUAUGAAGAAUUUGACACCCCAAUUGCUUACAAGUUAGCUUUGAAGACAUGGGCCAACUGGAUCGACUCAACUAUCAAUCCAAACAAAACCCGGGUCUUUUUCACAACUAUGUCACCAACACACACAAGAAGUCAAGACUGGGGCAACAUGGAAGGUGUGAAAUGCUUCAAUGAGACAAAGCCAGUGAGGAAAAAGAAGCACUGGGGAACAGGUUCUGAUAAGGGCAUUAUGAGUGUGGUGGCCAAAGUGGUGAAGAAAAUGAAAGUUCCUGUGACUUUCAUCAACAUAACACAAAUAUCAGAGUACAGAAUUGAUGGACAUUCCUCAGUUUACACUGAAACUGGAGGGAAAUUGUUAACUGAAGAGGAAAGGGCUGAUCCACAAAAUGCAGAUUGCAUACACUGGUGUUUGCCUGGAGUUCCAGAUACAUGGAAUCAAAUAUUUUUUGCUAUGCUAUAACAAAUACCUUGCACAAAGAUCCAUGCCUUUUCUUUCCCUUUUUUUACUCUCUUCUGACAUGAAGAUGUCAAUUAUUUUGCUUGUGUACAUUCAUCUUGAAAUGCCAUUUGUGUGAUAUAAAAAUACACGCAUUGUAACUAUUGACACAUUAGACACCAUUGAUGCACCUAAAGGGUCACAUUGUACCUUGUCGCAUUGAUGCAUACAUAGUCAUUUUCCAAAGCCAAGUUCUGUUUUCACAAUGAGUGUCACUUGUGCAAGUGAUAUUAAGG